Messenger RNA from Zootoca vivipara (common lizard), 2089 nucleotides. It is a transcript of the gene SPOUT1, whose product is annotated as SPOUT domain containing methyltransferase 1. NCBI's taxonomy places the organism in Eukaryota, Metazoa, Chordata, Lepidosauria, Squamata, Lacertidae. Gene Ontology annotation, molecular function: miRNA binding. Gene Ontology annotation, biological process: maintenance of centrosome location; miRNA processing. Gene Ontology annotation, cellular component: spindle pole centrosome; mitotic spindle; kinetochore. The record is from RefSeq and is a predicted model, not a curated record.
CCCCAAGCUGUAGGAUGGUGAUUGGGCGAGUGGAACAUGGCGGAGAAAAGCCAGGCGAAGCGCUUACGGGAGGGAGAAGAUAGAAAAAUGGACUGGCGCAAAUGGAAGCAGGAAAAGAAGGAAGAGGUGAAGAAAUGGAAGGAGCUGAAGCUGUUGAGGAAACUGGAUAAGAAGAUGAUGCAGGAAGUGGCAGAGAAACAGAAAGAGGAGGCAAAGCCCAUUGAAGAUAAAGGGCGGAACUACACGGUCAGUGUUGCCCUUCCGGGCUCCAUUCUCAGCAACGCCCAGUCGGCAGAGUUGCGGACUUACCUUGCCGGGCAGAUUGCCAGGGCCUGCGUCAUCUUCUGCGUGGACGAGAUUGUGGUGUUUGAUGAGCAAGGGGAGGAUUCAAAGACGGUGGAAGGUGAAUUUGAAGGGAUCAAGAAGAGAGGUCAGGCCUGUGUGCAGUUGGCCCGGAUUCUGCAGUACCUGGAAUGUCCUCAAUAUCUUAGGAAGUCUUUUUUCCCCAAACACCAGGACCUCCAGUUUGCAGGGCUCUUAAACCCCUUAGACAGCCCCCACCACGUGCGGAUAGGUGAGGAAUCAGAGUAUCGGGAAGGAGUGGUUUUGUCACGGCCCACCAAGCCUGGCCGGGGAUCUUUUGUGAACUGUGGAAUGCAAAAGGAGGUACAGAUUGAUAAGCAACUGGAGGCAGGCCUUCGUGUUACAGUGCGUCUCAACCCACAGCAAAAUCCAGAGAGCAAAACACAGAAGGGGAUAGUCGUUUCAUCGCAUCAGCCCCGAACUGCUUCUGGGCUCUACUGGGGCUACAGUGUCCGCUUGGCAUCCUGUCUGAGUGCUGUUUUUGCUGAGUCUCCAUAUAAAGAAGGCUACGAUCUCUCCAUUGGAACCUCUGAGCGAGGCGCCUCUGUGGACCAGGCAACUCUGCCUCCUUUCAGACAUGCUCUGAUAGUUUUCGGAGGCUUGCAAGGCCUGGAGGCAAGCGUGGACAUGGACCUAAACCUGGAGGUCACAGAUCCAAGCACCUUGUUUGACUUUUAUUUGAACACCUGUCCGGGGCAGGGCAGCCGCACCAUCAGGACCGAGGAAGCAAUUCUCAUCUCUCUGUCGGCGCUGAGACCUCGGAUCGAAGAAGCAGCGAAGAAAGGCAGCAGCCUCUGAACAAAAGCAGAAACUCAAGCAUCCAACAUGGGCAGACCCUCAUCAAUCUUUACCUCUCCCAGCCAACUUAACAUCGAAAUGUGAAGCAGGACCAUCUUCUCUCUCUGGCAGGAGGUCAGGAAACUCACCUCCCUGCUGCCACUGGAUGACUGAGAGCGGAACAGGUUGGAGCAGGGGUCAGCAAACGUUUUCAGCAGGGGGCUGGUCCACCGUCCCUCAGACCUUGUGGGGGGCUGAACUAUGUUUUGGAGAAAAAAUGAAUGUAUUCCUAUGCACCACAAAUAACCCAGAGAUGCGUUUUAAAUAAAAGGACACAUUCUACUCAUGUAAAAACACACUGAUUCCCGGACCAUACGCAAGCCGGAUUUAGAAGGCAGUUGGGCCGGAUCUGGCCCCCAGGCCUUGGUUUGCCUACCCAUAGGUUGGAGAGCAACCAGACACAAACGGAAGGGGGAAGGGCUUUGAGACUGGCCUGUCUAGCUCAGCUGCCACUUCUCAGAAGGAGGCAUCUGCUUCGAACUUUUGGGAAACAGUGAAGACCUAAGUGUAGCAAUUGACUGGGGGAUGAUGCCCUCCAGCUCAAAUGCAAUCUGUUGCAACCACAUUCACGUUUAACUCAGGAGGAACAACUUUAUCCACAAAAUUAAGACUGCUGGGAAUCUGAUCUCUCCCCCAUCCCCCAGCAACCUACAGUUUAAGAAGAAACUUAUCAAGUGUAUGACCUAAUGUGAUAUUCCAGGCGUAUCUUGACAAUUAAACAGCCAAACUUUUAAAGGUGUAAACUAGUGGUUCCCAAAUGGGGAAUACUGCCCACUGGUGGGGGGCAGUGGGAUUACUUAGCAGAGUGAAAAGGAAUAUCAGAUGUUAAAUAGCUGGUAUCACUGCAUCAAGUUCAUCAAUUUUGUUGAAUUAAAUUAAAUAGUUUUAA